This is a messenger RNA of Poecilia latipinna (sailfin molly), 1719 nucleotides long. RefSeq names its product nedd8 activating enzyme E1 subunit 1 (gene nae1). The transcript is spliced from 20 exons. The coding region runs from base 64 to 1665 and encodes 533 amino acids. Gene Ontology annotation, molecular function: NEDD8 activating enzyme activity. The record is from RefSeq and is a predicted model, not a curated record. Gene Ontology annotation, cellular component: cytoplasm. NCBI's taxonomy places the organism in Eukaryota, Metazoa, Chordata, Actinopteri, Cyprinodontiformes, Poeciliidae. Gene Ontology annotation, biological process: protein neddylation.
UGUCGAAUCUGACGUCGCGGAAGUAAAACUAGAGCCAUUAACGUAAGUUAUUUUAAAGCUAUCAUGGCAGCCACCAAAGGCUCCAAAGAACAAAAAUACGACAGACAGCUCCGUCUGUGGGGUGACCAUGGACAGGAAGCUCUGGAGAACGCACAUGUAUGUCUCAUCAAUGCCACAGCCACUGGAACAGAGAUCCUGAAGAAUCUGGUGCUUCCAGGGAUUGGAGCUUUCACCAUUGUAGAUGGACAUACAGUUGCUGGGGAAGAUGUAGGAAAUAACUUUUUCCUGAGCAGCAACAGCAUUGGAAAGAAUAGAGCACAGGCUGCCACCGAGCUACUACAAGAAUUGAACAGCGACGUGUCAGGAAACUUUGUCGAGGAGAGCCCAGACAAGCUUCUGGACAAUGAUCCAGAGUUUUUUCACAGAUUUACAAUAGUCAUUGGAGUCCAGUUGCCAGAAAGCACAUGUUUAAGGCUCGGCUCUGUUCUGUGGAGUGCCUCUGUACCUUAUCUAGUUUGUAAAACCUAUGGCCUCAUAGGCUACAUGAGGCUAGUGGUGCAGGAACACACAGUCAUAGAAUCUCAUCCGGACAACGCAUUGGAGGAUCUCAGAUUAGAUCAACCUUUUGACGAGUUUAAGAACCACAUAAACUCCUAUGACCUCACAAGCAUGGAAAAGAAGGAUCACAGUCACACCCCUUGGAUUAUCAUUGUUGCUAAAUAUCUGGAUAGAUGGCUCAAUGAGCAUGAUGGUCAGCCACCAAAAAAUUACAAGGAGAAGGAAUCCUUCAGACAAAUGAUUCGGGAAGGGAUCUUGAAGAAUCUGAACGGUGUUCCAGAAGAUGAAGAAAACUUUGACGAAGCUAUUAAGAAUGUCAACACUGCGUUAAAUCCGACAAAGAUUCCAAGUGCUGUUGAAGAUCUCUUCAGUAGUGAACAAUGUAACAACAUCACAGCACAGUCUCCAUCCUUCUGGGUGAUGCUGCGAGCUGUGAAAGAGUUUGUUCACAGUGAAGGCAGUGGAAACCUUCCUGUACGAGGCACCAUCCCAGACAUGAUAGCAGACUCUCAGAAGUUUAUCAAUCUCCAAAACAUUUACAGGGAAAAGGCCCUGCAGGAUGCAGCAGCUGUUACUAAGCAUGUUGAAAAUCUACUACAGUCUGUUGGAAAGCCAGCAGAGAGCAUUUCUGAAAGAGACAUCAAGCUGUUCUGUAAAAACGCAGCCUUCCUGCGUGUUGUGUGCUGCCGGUCUUUGGCUGAAGAAUAUCACGUGGAUUCUGUAAAUAAGGAUGAAAUAACUUCUUGCAUGGACAGUCCAGACAGCGAGAUGGUCUUCUACCUCAUGCUCCGCUCUGUUGAUCGCUUCCAUCAGCUGCACUCUCGCUACCCAGGAGUGUAUAACUACCAGGUGGAAGAAGACAUCAGCAAGCUGAAGCUGUGCGUGAAUAGCCUGCUGCAAGAGUACAACCUCAAUGUCAACAUAAAAGAUGACUACAUCCAUGAGUUUUGUCGGUACGGUGCAGCGGAGCCACACACAGUUUCCGCGUUCUUAGGAGGAUCAGCUGCUCAGGAGGCAAUCAAGAUCAUCAGCCACCAAUUUGUGCCCUUCAACAACACUUUCAUUUAUAACGCCAUGUCACAGACCUCUGCAACAUAUCAGCUAUGAAUACAGUCGAUAACUUUGCUAACGGAAACAUCUGCAACAGCAGCAGAAAGGAUG